AGCCACUGCAGGGGGACUUGGGGGGACCUUCUGCACCUCCCUGCUGUCGCUGGGGUUUCUGUUUUAUUUCCUGGAGGGGAAAGGGGGGGGGAACCCAAGCCAACAUGGUCUCCCCAUGUCCUCUGUUCCCCUCUUCCCUCUUCCCCCUCCUUUCAUCUCAGUAGAAAUCAGAUUUUUCUUCCUCUGCCCACAGCUUUGUCCUCCUCAGACUCAGACAAGACUCCAGGAAGGAAGCCAGGAUGGAUUACAGCUCGCUCAGUGGGGUCCCGCGCUUCCUGACCCGGCCCAAGGCGUUCAUGGUGUCUGUAGGGAAGGAUGCCACCCUGAGCUGCCAGAUUGUUGGAAACCCCAUCCCAGUGGUGAGCUGGGAAAAGGAUAAACUUCCAGUGCAGUCUGGGGGGAGGUUUAAAACCACAGAGGAUGGGGAUUUGUACCGGCUAACCAUCUACGACCUGAGCCUGGAGGACAGCGGCCAGUACAUCUGCAGGGCCAAGAACACCAUCGGGGAGGCCUUUGCUGCUGUCAGCAUCAAGGUGGGAGAGGAGACCACAGUCACAGAGUCAGCUCCUUACUUCAUCCAGAAACCUUCCAACAUCAAAGUAACCCUGGGAGAAGACGCCAUGUUCAAAUGCAAAGUCCAGGGCAGCCCUCCCCUCUCGGUGAACUGGGAGAAGGACGGGAGAUACCUGAGGAACAAAGCAGACGCUGGGCGCUUCCAGAUCGAGUCUGCUGGUGACUCCAACGCUCUCACCAUCCAGUGUGCCCAGCUGGGGGACAGUGGCACCUACACCUGCCGGGCAGAGAACCUCAUCGGCUCCGCCAGCGCCUCGGCCGCGCUGGUGGUGGAAAGGCGCGGCUCCUCCAACCCCGACAGCGGCAAGACGGCCUCCUUGCUGUCCCACCUGCAGAAGAGGCGGGAGGAGAUCAGGAAGAUGGACAUCUCCCACGGGACUCUGGACUCUUCCUCUGCCUACUCGGCGGUGGAGGGGCUGUCCAGCCUGGGCUACGGCCUGUCCCGGGACUACGAGCGCGCGGCGGGGCUGGCCAAGGGCGCCCGCAACGCCGCGCUCGGGGCGCUGACGCGCACCUGCAGCGUGACCGAGGGCAAGCACGCCAAGCUCAGCUGCUACGUGACAGGCGAGCCCAAGCCUGUGAUUGUGUGGAAGAAGGACAACGAGGUCAUUGUGGAAGGCCGGCGGCAUGUCAUCUAUGAGGACGACCAGGAGAACUUUGUGCUGAAGAUCCUCUUCUGCAAGCAGACGGACAAUGGGCUGUACACCUGCACGGCCUCCAACCUGGCGGGGCAGACCUACAGCUCUGUGCUGGUCACUGUCAAAGAACCCACCAUACCCUUCAAGGCAAAACUGAAGGACCUCGAGGUGAGGGAGAAGGAAUCUGCCACCUUCCAGUGUGAAGUGCCCGUGGCUGGGACAGAGACAGCUUGGUUCAAGGAGGAGACCAAGCUGCAGCAGAGCAAGAAGUACAACAUCGAGGAGGAGGGCACCUACCGCCGGCUCACCGUGCAGAACGUCACCACCGAUGAUGAUGCUGUUUACAUCUGUGAGAUGAAGGAAGGGAGCAGGACCAUUGCAGAGCUCUCUGUCCAAGGGAACAUCAUUAAAAAACUCCCACGGAAAACUGCUGUCUUCAUCAAUGACACUGCCACCUUCUGCGUGGAGCUGGACAACGACUGCCAGAACGUCAGGUGGCUGAAGAACAGAGAGGAAGUGAAGCCCAGCGACCGCAUCUCCAUCACCUGCUCUGGCAAACAGCACACCAUGACCAUCCGGGAGUGCAAGGUGGAAGAUGCUGGGGAGAUUGCCUUCCUGGCUGAUGAAAGCAGGACUUCCACCCAGUUCACUGUGACCACUCCCAAGAAACCUCCCACCCAACCCCCAGCUGACCCUGUGGUGAAAAAUAAAACAGAAACCUCAGUGACACUGGCGUGGUCCCCUCCGAGGAUGGAGCGGCCCAUCCCGGUGGACGGAUACAUCGUGGAGCGCAAGAAACUCACCGGCUUCACCUGGGUGAGGUGCCACGAGUCCCAUGUCCCCAGCCCCGAGCUCACAGUGAGCAACCUGGCAGAAGAGGCUGACUACCAGUUCAGAGUGUCUGCUGUCAAUGCCUACGGACAGAGCCCCUACCUGGAGUUCCCUGGGAGCCUGCACCUCGAACCCAUCCUGGCUGUGAAGAACCCCCUGACAACAGCUGAAGUUGCACCUGGAGGUGAUGCCCUGUUCACUGUUGACCUGACCAAGACAUGUUCUGGCACGUGGUACUUGAAUGGCAAAGCCUUACAGGAAAGUGAGACCUACAUCAUCAACAGAACCCAAACCACUCACACCCUGGUCAUAAAAAAUGUCACCAGGAAAGAUGAUGGGGCAGAAGUCAAAUUUGUUGCCAGCGAUGUUGAGACCAGCACCAAGAUGAGAGUGAGAGGAGCUGCAGUGAGAUUCACCAACAAGACCAAAGACACAGAAAAAGUCUCAGCUCGGCUGAGGGAAGAAGCCAAACUCCAGGCUGAGCUUUCAGACACAGAGGCCACUGUGAAGUGGAUGAAAGAUGGGAAGGAGCUCAAGGCCAGUGAAAAAUACGAGUUCCAAAGUGUGGGGAAGAGGCGCAUCCUGAAAAUCCGCAGCGCUGCUGAGGAGGAUGCUGGAGUCUAUGAGUGUGUCUGUGAAGGGGAUAAAAUGGUUUAUCAGCUCUCAGUGAAAGCACUUGCAAACUUUGUAAACAAAGAGAAAACAGGAGGAGUUGUCAAGGCCACUGCUGGGAAACGGGCUGAGCUUGUGUCUGAGACCUCUGAGGCCAACAUCAUGGUGAAGUGGUACAAAGAUGGGAAGGAGAUCACAGCCAGCAAGAAAUUCACCAUGGAAGACAAAGGAAAACUGCACAAGCUUGUGGCUUCGGCUGUGACAAAAGAAGAUGAAGGAACUUACACCUGCAAAAUCGGGGAUGACACCCUUACUUUUGAUCUAAAAGUCUCAGAUGAAGCUGUUACUUUUGUCAACAAGCCCAAAACGACUCCAGAAGUGUCAGUCAGUCCUUCUGAGAGCCUGGAGCUGGUGUGUGAGGUGUCAGCUGCAGGUGGGGCCGUGGUGUGGAGGAAGGAUCAGACCGAGGUGAAGCAGGACCAGAGGACAACAAUCGUCUGCCAGGGGACACAACGCAAGCUCAUCAUCAAGAAGGUGACACAGCAAGACCAAGGCAGCUACACCUGUGAGACAAAGGACGACAGAACAACAUUCCAAGUCAAAGUCAGAGAGACAGAGGCUGUGUUUACAAACAAGGAGAAGGUGCAGAAAGAGGUGAAGGCUGCACUGUCAGAAAAUGCCACUCUGAGCUGCGAGGUGGCCCAGGAGAAAACAGAGGUGAAGUGGUACAAGGAUGGGAAACUCAUCACCUCCAGCAAGAAGUUCAAGGUGGAGUCGGAGGGCAAAUCGCGUCGUCUGGUGGUGGGUCAGGUGGAGAAGAAAGAUGCAGGGGAGUACACCUGUGAGGCUGCUGGCCAAAAACUCACCUUCAGGAUCGAUGUCACAGAAGCAGAGGAUGCAUUUAUCAACAAGGACAAAGUGAAGAAAGAGGUGAAGGCUGCACUGUCAGAAAAUGCCACUCUGAGCUGCGAGGUGGCCCAGGAGAAAACAGAGGUGAAGUGGUACAAGGAUGGGAAACUCAUCACUUCCAGCAAGAAGUUCAAGGUGGAGUCGGAGGGCAAAUCGCGUCGUCUGGUGGUGGGUCAGGUGGAGAAGAAAGAUGCAGGGGAGUACACCUGUGAGGCUGCAGGCCAAAAACUCACCUUCAGGAUCAAUGUCACAGAGCCAGAAGUUGUGUUUACAAACAAGGAGAAGGUGCAGAAAGAGGUGAAGGCUGCACCGUCAGAAAAAGCCACUCUGAGCUGUGAGGUGGCCCAGGAGAAAACAGAAGUGAAGUGGUACAAGGAUGGGAAACUCAUCACCUCCAGCAAGAAGUUCAAGGUGGAGUCGGAGGGCAAAUCGCGUCGUCUGGUGGUGGGUCAGGUGGAGAAGAAAGAUGCAGGGGAGUACACCUGUGAGGCUGCUGCAGGCCAAAAACUCACCUUCAGGAUUGAUGUCCCAGAGCCCAAACCUGCAUUUAUAAACCAGGAAAAGGUCCAGAAGGAGGUGAAGGCUGUCCUGACAGAAAGUGCCACCCUCAUGUGUGAGGUAGCACAGGACACAACUGAAGUGAAGUGGUACAAGGAUGGAAAACUGCUCGUGUCCUCUCGGAAAUUCAAAAUCGAGACCUUGGGCAAAUCCCGGCGCCUGGUGGUGGAGCAGCUGGAGAAGAAGGAUGCUGGGGAAUACAUCUGUGAGGCUGCAGGCCAGAAGAUGACCUUCAAACUGGAGCCAACUGAACCAGAGGCUAAAUUUGAAAAGAAAGCUGUCCAGAAAGAACCUCUCAUUGUUCAAGAGCACGAAAGCAUCACACUGACAACCUCAGUCACACCUGAAACAGCUGCAGUGAGGUGGUUCAAGGAUGGCACAGAAAUCAAGGCGAGCAAGAAAUGUGUGAUCAAAAGUGAGGGGGCAUCCAGGAUGCUGACAGUGAAUGCAGCUGAGAGCACAGACUCUGCCCUCUACACCUGCCAGACAAAGGAUGACAAGCAGGAAUUCAGAGUCCAGGUGAAAGAAAUCCCAGUGAAGUUUGCCAAGAAGCUGGAGGCUGUGAAAGCUGAGCUUGGUGGCAGCGUGUCCCUGAGCUGUGAGCUGAGCCACGCCAAGGGGAAGGUGACGUGGAGCAGGAAUGGUGUGGAGAUCAAGGCCAGCAAGCGUUUCCAGAUCCGUGAGGAGGGAAUCAAACGGACCCUGACCAUAACGGGGAUCCGGGCUGAGGAUGAGGGAGAAUAUUCCUGCCAGUCCAGGGAUGACAAGAGCAGCAUCACCAUCGUCCCCAAACCUCCCAGAGUGGUGAAAUUCGUCACAAGUCUCAACAGCGUGGUGACUGAGGAAGGAAAAGAGGCUGUGUUCAAGUGCACGGUCUCCCCCAGUGAUGCUGUGGUCACCUGGCUCAGGAAUGGUGCCAAGAUUGAAGCCAGCAAGAAAUAUGUGAUCUCUCAGAAGGACACCAACCACAGCCUCACCAUCACUGACCUGACACUGGAAGAUGCAGCUGAAAUCACUGCCAGUGCUGAGGGUGUGGAGAGCACAGCCAACCUCAGAGUCAGAGAGGCCUCAAUCUCCUUCAAGAAGAAGCUGGAGCCCAAAACAUUUGAAGAGAGGGAGACAGUGACCUUGGAGGUAGAGCUGACCAAGCCUGCAGAGGUGAAGUGGAUGAGGAACAGCAUUGUGCUGAAGCCCAGUGACAAAAUAGAGAUCAAAGCUGAGGGAACAAAGCACACCUUGGUGGUCAAGGACAUCUCCUUUGCAGACCGGGGCUUCUACUGCUGCGAGAGCCCUGAUGACAAGACCCAAGCCAAGAUCAAUGUGGAAAUGAGGCAGAUCAAGCUGGUGAAAGGCCUCCAGCCCCUGGAGGUGGCUGAGAAAGGGACUGUCACCUUCGAGGUGGAGGUGUCCCACGAGGACGUGGAGGGGACCUGGCAGAAGGAUGGUGUUCGUCUGAAACCUGCACCCAACGUCAGCUUCGGUGUCCUGGGCAAGAAACACUCCCUGACUCUCUCCUCAGUGGCUCUGGAAGAUGCAGGACUCAUCUCCUUCAAAGCAGAGGGCAUUAACUCAUCAGGGAGGCUCACUGUGAAAGAAUUGCCUGUGAGGAUCAGCAAACCUUUGGCAGAUGUCAGUGUAACUCAGAAGCUCAAGGCCACAUUCGAGUGUGAGCUGUCCAAACCCAAUGCCAACGUGAAGUGGUUCAAGGAUGGGAAGGAGAUCCGGCAAAGUAAAAAUAUUGGGAUAAUCUCCCAAGGAAAUAAGAGAAGCCUCAUUAUUCACAAGUGUGAAUAUGAAGACCAGGGAACCUAUACAUGUCAAGCAGCUGAAGACAAGACAUCAGCUACUCUAAAGGUUCAUGCCCGAGAUGUCAAGAUUGUAAAACCACUGGAAGAUGUGGAAGUGAACGAAUACGAGAGUGCAUCUUUCAUCUGUGAGAUCUCACACGACGAGGUGGAAACCCAGUGGUACAAAAAUGACAACAAGCUGAAGACUUCCGACAACAUCAAAAUGCGGCAGGAUGGAAAAACGUAUUCCCUGACGUACGCACGCGUCCAGGUUGAGGAUGCGGCUGAGAUCAAAUUCGUAGCAGAAAAGGCAGAAUCUCGUGCUCAGCUGACUGUAAAAGAGCUGCCCGUGAAAAUCGUCAAGCCCUUGCGGGAUAAGAUCGCCCUGUGGAAGCACCGGGGGGUCCUGGAGUGCCAGGUGUCCCGAGCCAAUGCCAAGGUCAGGUGGUUCAAAAAGGACGUGGAAAUUCACCCUGGUGUGAAAUACGAGAUCGUCAGCGAGGGCGUCUAUCGGAAACUCGUCAUCAACGACGCCGACUACGAGGAUGAGGACACGUACACCUGUGAUGCCUUCGAUGACAAGACCAGUGCUAAUUUCUUUGUUGAAGAGCAAGCCAUUAAUAUUGUAAAAGAAUUGUGUGAUGAGGAUGUGACUGAGCCUGAAGAAGCCAAUUUUGAAUGUGAGACAUCCAUUCCAUCUGUGAAACCUGCCAAGUGGUUCCUGAAGGGAGCAGCCUUGCAGGCUGGCAGAAACAUCAUCAUGCAGCAGGAAGGCACCCUCCACAGGCUGACAAUAAUAAAAACAAGUGUUGAUAUGACAGGCACCAUCCAGUUCUCCAUUGGCAAAUCCAAAUCCACAGCAAACCUGCUCGUCAGAGAUUACCACAUCCAGAUCACCAGGAAGCUGGAGGACAAGACCGUCCUGGAGCGACACUCCGUCAUCCUGUCCUGUGACUUCAGGCCUUCCCCAAAGCACGUCAAGUGGUUCAAGGGCCAAGUGCUCAUUGAGCCCUCAGAGAAGUACAAAAUCAAGAGGGACCAGUACUCAGCAGAGCUGAAGAUCAUGAAGGUGAAGCCCGAGGAUGCUGGCGUGUACAAGUGCAGGGCUGGCAUCGCCGAGACCGAAGCCACGCUGAGCGUUGAAGCCCGCAACGUAGAGGUCCUGAAGCACCUGCAGGACGUGGAGAUUGAGGAGGACAGCUCUGCUGUGUUCUCCUGCGAGCUGUCCCACGACGACGAGGACGUGGAGUGGUUCCUCAAUGGCACCCUCCUCUACACCAACAACUUCAAUGACAUCAAGAACGUGGGCAAGUGCUACACUCUGACCAUGAAGCAGGUGAAGCCCGAGGAUGCUGGCACGGUGACAAUGAAGUCAGACAAGGUGUCAGAGACCGUGCGGCUGAAGGUGAUAGAGAAACCUGCUGUCUUCAUGAAAUCCUUGGAUGAUGUUUUCGGUGAGGAGCGCGGAGUGAUCAAACUGGAAUGUGAAGUCUCCAAAGAGAAGGUCAAACCUGUUUGGAAAAAGGAUGGUGUGAAGAUCACUUCUAGCAAAAAGUAUGAGGAGAUUCAGUCUGGCAAGACCCUGUGCCUCCUUAUCCAUGACCUGGAAAAGACAGAUGCAGGGUUAUACACCUGUGACAUCGGCACUGAUGUUGCCAAAUCAAAGGUCAGCGUUCAGGAACUGAACAUUGGCAUCACCAAAAGGCUCAAGAACACUGAAAUCCAGGAGGGAGAAGAUUGCACUUUUGAGUGCAUUUUGUCCCAUGAAAGCAUUGAUGACUUCAACUGGACCCUGAAUGGGAGAAAAGUGGAAAGUGGGGGGAGAUUUAAAGCCUCCAAUGCAGGUCGGAAAUACACACUGAGUAUCAAAAAUGUCAUUCCUGGUGACACUGGGGAAGUCAUCUUCACUGCCCGUGGUCUCACCUCCAAGGCUUCCCUGCUUGUGAAAGAAAAACCUACUGAGGUUGCAAAGCAGCUGGAAGAUAAAACAUCACCAGCAGGGCAGGACAUCAGCCUGAGCUGUGAGUUGUCCAAAGCUGAUGUGACCAUCAGGUGGUACAAGGAUGGCAAAGCAAUCAGGAAAAGCCAGAAGUAUGACCUGCAGCAAGAGGGGACACGGGCCACUCUCAUCAUCCGAGACUCCACGGUCAAGGACAGUGGGGAAUACACCUGUGAGACUGAGACCUCCAAAACAACAGCCAGGGUCACAGUGCAAGAAAAACCUAAUUAUUUUGUCAAGGAACUCUCAGACCUGAAAGUGGAUGAGAGUGGAACUGCAGUUUUUGUGUGCCAGAGUGAGAGAGCUGCAUCCUCUGUGGUCUGGAGGAAAGGCAUCGCUGAGCUCAGGGCUGGCAGGAAAUACGAGAUGACACAGAAAGGACAAGUCCUCCAGCUGACCAUAAAGAACCUGGAGAAAAGUGACAGUGACACUUACAGCUGUGACAUUGGGGACGCCCAGUCCAGAGCCAAGCUAACUGUGCAAGGCCAGAAAGUGCUAAUUACAGAAGACCUGGAGGAUGUCACUGUGUUAGAAGGAGAAUCUGCCAUGUUCAAGUGCAGAAUCUCUCCCGUAGACUAUAGCAGAGUGCAGUGGUUUUUGGAUAAAACCCCACUCCAUACCAAUGAACUUAAUGAGAUCCAGUCCCAGCCUGGUGGAUAUCACCUGCUGACGCUGAGAAAGCUCUCCCUGAAGGACUCGGGGCUCAUUACAUUUGAAGCUGGUGAUAAGAAAACAUCUGCCAGUUUGGUUGUUAAAGAAACACCAGUUCUCUUCAAGCAAGAGCUCCAAAAUGAAGAAGCCAAGGAAGGAAAGCAGGUCAGGCUGACCUGUGAGCUCAGCAAACCUGGCACCCCAGUGAAGUGGAUGAAGGGAGACACGGUUCUUUAUGCCAGUGAGAAGUAUGAAUUUAAGCAGCAUGGGACUGUGGCAGAGCUCAUAAUUCGAGAUGUGAAAUCUGUAGAUGCUGGGGACUACACCUGCAGUGCUGGGGAACUGAAAACCACUGCUCGGGUCAAAGUGAAUGCUGUGCCUGUGCUUUUCAAACAAGCCCUGGAGAACACGGCUGUGGAAGAAGGGAAAUCCGUCUCCUUGCGCUGUGAACUCACAAAAGCUGAUGCCACCACCGUGGUGUGGAAGAAGGGAGAAGCCACCCUCCAGGCAAGUGCCAAAUAUGAAAUGAAGCAGAAGGGGACAGUGGCAGAGCUGGUGAUUCAUAAUGCAGAGCCAGAAGAUGCGGGAAGAUACACCUGUGACACUGGAGACCAGCAGACCACAGCCCAAGUCAAAAUCCAUGCCAUCAAACCCCAGCUGAAGCAGCAGCUGAGGAACGAGGAAGUGGAAGUGGGAGGAACAGCCAGGCUGCGCUGCGAGGUUUCCAUCAGCAAAGCAGAAGUGGAGUGGAGGAAGGAUGGAGUCCUGCUGCAGCCCAGCUCCAAGUAUGAAAUGUGGCAGGAUGGGACCCUCCGGGAGCUCCGUGUUCACCACCUGCAGCCUGGGGAUGCUGGGGAAUAUUCCUGCAAGGCUGGAGACCAGACAAGCUCUGCCAAACUCACCGUGAAAGAGCCUGAUGUGACCAUUGUGAGCGGCCUCAAGGACGCGGCGGUGGCCGAAGGGGACGAUGUCACCUUCAGGUGCCAGGUGUCCCACGAGAACGCCAGGGAUGUCGAGUGGAAGCUGCAGGAUGUGGCUCUGCAGAACAACGAGAUGAACGAGAUCUCGGUGGAAAGGGGCAAGAUCCACACCCUGACCCUGAGGAAGGUGACAGAGCAGGACAUUGGCACCGUCACCUUCCGGGUGGGACCCCACACGUCCACAGCAGAGCUGACAGUGAAAGCUUCUCCAGUCACCUUCACACAACCACUCCAGAACCAGCAAGCUGAGGAGGGUGGCACUGUCACUCUGAGCUGUGAGGUCUCCAAACCCAGCACCCCUGUGCAGUGGAAGAAGGGGGGGACAGUGCUGCGAGCCAGUGACAAAUACAGGAUGCGCCAGGACGGGGCCGUGGCUGAGCUGACCAUCCACAACCUGAGCGAAGCUGAUGCUGGGGACUACACCUGUGACACAGGGGACCAGCAAACCACGGCAGCAGUGCAGCUGAAAGAAGCAGCAGCCACCAUCGUGGAGGGGCUGAAGGACGUGGCCACCUACGAAGGAGAAGACGCGGUGUUCGAGUGCAGGCUGUCCCGGGAAACAGCUCAGGAUGCCCAGUGGUUCCUGGGGGAUGUUCCCCUGCAAUCCAACGAAAUGAAUGAGAUCAGAGUGCAAGGGACACGUCACAGCUUGAUCUUGAGGAAGGUGACCCUGGAGGACUGUGGGUCCGUCACUUUCAAAGUGGGGCAGCAUUCGUCAGCAGCGCAGCUGAAGGUGGAAGCUGCCCCGGUCACCUUCGUGAAGGCUCUGCACAACCUGGAGCUGCAGGAGGGUGGCACUGCCCACCUGUCCUGCGAGCUGUCCAAGCCUGAUGUCCCUGUGGAGUGGAAGAAGGGCACGUCUGUGAUCCAGUCCAGCCACAAGUGCAGCAUCCAGCAGGAGGGGAAGGUGCACACGCUGCUCAUCCGCGACCUGAACCACGCCGACUCCGGGGAGUACAGCUGCCACACGGCUGCUGGCAAGACCACGGCCAGACUGGAGGUCAAAGGCCUGCCCGUGCUGUUCCAGCAGUGGCUGAGGAACGAGGAGGUGGAGGAAGGGCGCACGGCCGCGCUGCGCUGCGAGCUGACGCGGCCGCCCACGCGCCUGCAGUGGCGCAAAGGGGACACGGUGCUGCAGCCCGGGGACAAGUACGAGAUGCGUCUGGAGGGGACACGAGCUGAGCUCCUCAUCUACGGGGCCGAGGCUCAGGAUGCUGGAGAAUACACCUGUGACUCGGGGGAUCAGCAGACCACGGCUUCGCUGCAGGUCAAAGUACUGCCAGUGCUGUUUAACAAAGAGCUGAAAAACGUAGAGGCUGAAGAAGGGGGAACAGCAGUUUUGCACUGUGAGAUCUCCAAGCCGGAUGCUCCCGUUGAGUGGAGGAAAGGAGGGGUGGUCAUUCAGCCCAGUGACAAGUACGAGCUGAAGCUGAAGGGCAGCGUGGCUGAGCUGAUCAUCCAUGGUGUAGAAGCUGAUGACUGUGGGGAUUAUACCUGCAGCACUGGAUACGAGAUCACCACAGGGUCUGUGUAUGUGCAAGAAGAAGCAGCAGUGAUAGUGUCUGGUUUGAGGAGCACAGACGUCUUUGUGGGCGAGUCAGCCACGUUCACCUGCGAGCUCUCGCACCCGGGCGUGAGGAACGUGCAGUGGUGGCUGGAUGGGACCCCCCUCCACAACAACCUGGUGACUGAGAUCUCUGAGCAGGACGGCAGGAUCCACACUUUAACCCUCAAUGACGUGGCGUGCCACGACUCGGGCACUGUCACCUUCAGAGCUGGCUCCCUUAUAUCCUCAGCUAAAUUAUUAGUCAAAGAUCCCACCAUUGAAGUGGUCAGUCCCAUGCAGGACAUAACUGUUGAUGAAGAUGGCCCAGCAGAGUUCAUAUGCCAAUAUUCUAGGCCAGUGCACGCCAUCUGGAAGAAAAAUGAUCAGGAAAUACAUGCAGAUGGGCAGCGAGUGAUUGUCGAUCAGGACUGGAAUGUGAGCAUGCUAAAAAUUAACCCCACGGUCCCAGAAGACACUGGCAUCUAUUCUUGUGAAGCUGAAGGCAUUAAAGUGAUGGCUACACUUGAUGUUCAAGCCAAGAACAGCAUUGUCCAGGGCUUGGAGAACGUGGAGGCUGUGGAAGGAGGGGAAGCCCUGUUCGAGUGUUACCUCUCCAAGCCUGAGACCUACAAUUACAACUGGCUGAUUGAUGAUGAACCUGCCAAAACCACAGAAAACACUGAGAUGGUUUACUUUGAAAAUGGACUCAGGCAUAUCCUGCUGCUGAAGAAUUUAACUCCCCAGGACAGCUGCAGGGUGACUUUCAUGUGCAGCGAUGCAGUGACCUCAGCCUUCCUCACAGUGAAAGGGUGGCGCCUGCAGUUCCUGCAGCCCCUCACGGAUGUGGAAGUGUCUCUGGGGGAAAAAGCAACAUUUAGCUGUGUCCUGAGUGAAGCUGUGCCAGUUCAUGAAGUGGCCUGGUACAGUAAUGACACAGAGAUCCAGUCGGGGGAGGACUGGGAGGUACAAGCAGAUGGAAACAAAUACAAACUUAUUCUGAAAAAAGCCCAACUGCAUCAUUCUGGAGAGGUGACCUUUGCUUCCAGGGAGGCCAUUUCAUCAGCCAAGCUUUCUGUGAUUGCCCUCCCCGAGCCACCCGAGGCACCACAAGUUCUGAGUCAGAGCAGCCACUCCGUCACCCUGUCCUGGCACAAGCCGCUGGGUGACGGCGCACAGCACAUCCUGGGCUACAAGGUGGAGAGGAAAAUCCCAGGAGUUGGCUGGCAGUCCUGCAGUGAGGGCCUCAUCCCAAACACGGAGCUCACGGUGGAUGGCCUCACCCCGGGGGAGCCCUACAGAUUCCGAGUGUCGGCCGUGACCAAAGCGGGGGCCAGCGAGGCGCUGCACUUCCCCCAGACAGUGCGGUUAGAGCCUCCAGUUACCAUCACUCAACCUUUGGUGGGAGGAUCUGUCUCGGAAGGGGGGGUGGCUCGCCUGGAGUGCACAUUAUCAAGUAAAACUGAGGAGAAAGUGACUUGGUUCAAGGGAAAAGAGCAAAUAAAAGCUGGAGGGAGAUACGAGAUCCUCUCUGAUGGAGUGAAGCAGAUACUCAUUAUCCGUGGAUUUAAACCUGAGGAUCAGGACAGCUACACCUGCAUGGCUUCUCCAGAAGUCAAAUCUGUUGCCAGCCUGUGUCUUGAAGUUCCCACAGUGUCGAUGCUGAAGGAGAUUGCCAGGGAAGCUCCCCCUGCCAGCCAGGCUGAGGAGCAGGUGGAUGGACACAUCCAGCCCAGCCUGCCUCCUGAGGCUGCCCAGGAGGGAGAUCUGCACCUCCUGUGGGAAGCCCUGGCCAAGAAGCGCCGUAUGAGCCGGGAGCCCACCUUGGAUUCCAUCAGCGAGGUGCCCGAGGAGGAUGAGAAGCUUCAGAAGCUGAGGAAGGAGGAAGCAGAGAUGUCUCACUACUACUCAGAGGAGUACUCCACGUGUGACGAGCUGGCCAGGACAGGAGAGGCAGAUUUCUCUUUCACAAGCUCUGAUGACGAGUCUAGAGCUGGGACUCCUUCCCUAGUGAACUACCUCAAGAAAGCUGGGAAGAAGAGCACCAGCAUUACCAGCAAGGUUCAGUCCACCUCCACAGCAAAACUAUGGAAACAGUGGGAGACAUCCACUGUGGAGACCACUGUGGCCACCACGGCUGCUCAGCCAGCUGAACCAGAGCUGCCAGAUUUAGACGAUCCCUCCAUGAACAAGGCGGCUGUGAAGAUCCAAGCCGCUUUCAAAGGCUACAAAGUCAGAAAAGAGAUCAAGCAACAGGAGUGCCCGGUGUUCACCGAGACCUUCAAAGAUUUCUCUGGAGAGCCUGGAAGCACCCUGCACCUGGAGUGUGUGGCCCACAGCAAAACCGACAUGAACGUCCGCUGGCUGAAAGACGGCAAGGAGCUCUCGGAUGGUCGCUACUACCACAUAGACAGCUACAGUGAUGGCACCUGCUCCUUGAUAAUCGCCGGCCUGGACAGGAAGGAUGCAGGUAAAUACACCUGUGAGGCAUCCAAUAAGUUUGGCAAGGUCUCACACAGCGCUAAGGUGGUGGUUGGCACUCAGGAAGCUCAAGCUCUUGCUAAGGAGAAGCGGAGUAAGCAGAGCACCGACAGCGAGACGGAGAGCUCGUCCGGCAGCGAGCUGGACGACGCGUUCCGAAAAGCAGGAAGGAGACUCCACAGGCUCUUCAGGGCCAAGAUCUCCACGGAGAUCUCUGAUGUGGAGGAAGAGCUCUUUGUCAGCGCAGACGAAGGGGACAUAGACGUGGUUGACCACCAGACGUACCGUGAGGAUGACCAGUACAUCUACAUCAAGUUUGAAGUCAUGUCCGAGGCCAAAACGGCUGCCACACGGUUCAGAGAGAUGUUUGGCGCUCUGGGAAUUCCAGUGGAGAUCGACAUCUUGGAACAAGGCCCGAAAAAAAUCGAAUUGCGCAUUGGGAAGGCAUCACCUCCCACCCUUGGGAAGUUUCCACCUCCAGCGAGACCUCCACCACCUUUGCUGACUUCUGACACAGCCCCCAUGUUCAUGACCGAGCUCCAAAACCAAGAGGUCCAGGACGGGUACCCAGUGAGCUUUGACUGCAUCGUCAUUGGCAAACCCCUGCCCACGGUUCGCUGGUUCAAGGAUGGCAAAGCUAUUGAGGAAAACGAUCACUACAUGAUCAACGAGGACCAGGAAGGGUGUCACCAGCUGAUCAUCACCGCCGUGGUGCCCACGGACAUGGGCGUCUACCGCUGCCUCGCCGAGAACAACAUGGGCGUGGCUUCAACCAAGGCUGAGCUCCGUGUGGACUUGACCAGCACGGACUACGAGACAGCAGCAGAUGCAACAGAGACAUCAUCUUACUACAGUGCUAAGGAAUACAUUUCAAGCCGAGAACAGGAGGAAUCCACCACUGAGGAGGAACAGUUGCCCCAGAUCUUUGAUGAGCUUCAUGAUAUUCAUGUGGCACCUGGAGCAUCGCUGGCUAAAUUUCACCUGAAGGUGAAAGGGUACCCUCAGCCUCGUCUCUAUUGGUUCAAAAAUGGGCAGCCCCUAAAGGCCUCGGACCGGAUCCUCAAGACUGACAGGCAGGAAUUCCACUCCCUGGAAAUCCGCGACGUCACCAAAGCAGACGCUGGCCAGUACUUGAUAUUUGUCAUCAACUCUGCUGGCUCUGCCUACUCCUCAGCCAGGCUGGUAGUCAAAGAUCCUUAUGAGAAAGAAGAGCCAUCCAAAACAGAUUCCCAUGAGCAGCUGAUACCACCAAGAUUCCUUGAAAGGUUUACAAAUAAGAAGGUGAAAAAGGGUGCAAGCAUCACGUUAUCUGUGAAAGUGGAAGGACAUCCACCACCAACAAUCACUUGGAUGAAAGAAGAGUCUCGGGAAGACAUCCUGUGGAUCAAACCAGACACUCCUGGGUACAAACUGGCCAGUUCCAACAUGCACCACAGCCUGAUCCUGUUGGAUGUCAAGAAGAAGUACAGUGGAGCUUACACCUGCAUUGCCACCAACAAGGCUGGCCAGUCCAUCUGCACUGCCAACCUGGAAGUUGCAGAUGUGAAAGAGGCUGAAGUCCUGACCCAGGAGCGUGUGAUGGUGUCAGAAGCCAUCAUGACCACACUGGGAACUAUUCAGUCCUCUGAAGGAGACCUUGAAGCUGGCAGAGAAGGUGUGCCUAAAAGCCCUAUUUCAUUAGCUGAUGUUGGCUCAGAAGAGUUCUUCCAGAAACUUACCUCACGCAUCUCAGAAAUGGUAUCUGCAAAAAUAACUCAGGCUAAACUUCGAGUACCAGGUGCAGAAAGUGAUGAUGAGUCAAGAACUCCCUCUGCAUCUCCUCGCCAUGGACGGUCCAGACCUUCAUCCAUUGCUCAGGAAUCCUCCUCGGAAUCUGAAGAUGGGGAUUCCAGAGGGGAGAUCUUUGAUGUCUACAUGGUCACUGCUGACUACGUGCCUGCGGCGCCGGACAAGGAGACCAUCACCCUGAAGGAAGGACAGUAUGUGGAAGUCCUGGAUUCAGCUCAUCCUCUGAAAUGGCUGGUCAGGACUAAACCCACAAAAUCGAGUCCCUCUCGACAGGGUUGGGUGUCUCCAGCUUAUCUGGACAAGAAAUUAAAGUUGUCACCGGAGUGGGGAGCAACAGAAAUUCCAGAGUUUCCUGGAGAGUUUGUUUCUGAAGAUGAAUACAAAAGGAAGCUAAGUGUUCUCAUUCAGGAGCUGUUGAUCUCAGAGGAAGAUUACAUUCAGGAUUUACAAUUCCUCCAGACUCAUCACCUUAGGUACACUGAGACCUGUCCCAGUGUGCCAGGAGCUGUUGCCAGUCAGAAAUCCACCAUCUUCAGGAAUAUUGAUGACAUUGGUCGCUUCCAUUCCAGUGUGUUCCUGAGGAGCCUGCAGGGCUGUGACACUGACGAUGACGUGGCCAUGUGCUUCAUCAAGCACGAAGCAGAGUUCAACAAGUACAUCCAGUACCUGGUGGGAAGGGUUCAGGCAGAGUCCAUUGUUGUCAGCAAAGCUGUCCAGGAAUUCUACAAGAGAUACACAGAUGAAUAUUUAACUAAUGAAGAUCCCUCACAGCCACUGAUCCCACCACUGCAGCACUACCUGGAAAAACCCAUAAACAGGAUCCAGCAGUACCAGACAAUAAUUAAGGAAUUAAUCCGAAACAAGGCCAGGAACAGCCAGAACUGCACUUUGCUGGAGCAGGCCUAUGCCAUUGUGUCUGCCCUCACCAGAAGGGCAGAGAACAACCUGCACGUCUCACUCAUUGAGAAUUACCCAGGGACCUUGGAGAGCCUUGGGGAGCCCAUCCGCCAGGGCCACUUCAUUGUGUGGGAAGGAGCUCCAGGAGCUCGAAUGGCAUGGAAAGGACACAAAAGACAUGUUUUCCUCUUCAAAAAUUAUAUUGUGAUCUGCAAACCAAAGCGAGACACAAAGACAGACACCUACAGCUACAUCUUCAAGAACAUCAUGAAGCUGAACAACAUAGAUGUGAAUGACCUGGUGGAAGGGGAUGACCGGGCCUUUGAGAUCUGGCACGAGCGAGAGGACUUGGUGCGCAAGUACCUGCUGCAGGCGCGGACCGUGAACAUCAAGAACUCCUGGGUGAAGGAGAUCUUGGGCAUCCAGCAGAGGAUCAGCGAGCCCAUCUGGAUCCCUCCAGACUUUGAGGAAGAACUGGCAGACUGCACAGCUGAGCUGGGUGAGACAGUCAAGCUGGCCUGCAAGGUGACAGGAGCUCCCAAGCCAUCCAUCAGCUGGUACAAAGAUGGAAAGCCCGUGGAGGUGGAUCCCCACCACAUUAUAAUAGAAGAUCCUGAUGGUUCCUGCACACUGAUCUUGGACAACCUGACAGGGGCUGACACAGGACAGUACAUGUGCUUUGCUUCCAGUCCUGCUGGGAAUGCCAGCACCUUGGGAAAGAUCCUUGUUCAAGUGCCCCCACGGUUUGUGAACAAGGUCAGAAAUGCUUAUCUUGUCGAGGGUGAAGAUGUCCAGUUCACCUGCACUGUGGAAGGAGCACCCAGGCCUCAGAUCAGGUGGUACAAGGAUGGGGUGCUGCUGAAGGACACCAGUAAAUACCAGACUUUCAGUGAACCACGCAGUGGCAUCGCAGUCCUGGUGGUCAAGAACCCUUCCAAUGAAGACAUGGGGCACUAUGAAUGUGAGCUGAUGAACAGAUUAGGGUCUGCCAAGAGUGGAGCAGAGCUUUACCACCACAGCGCCGCAGCCCUGACCCAGGAGAGGAGAGGAGACCAAGCCAUCACCAUUGAAGGAAUGAGUUCCCCCCAGUCAGAGACGGAGACUUCUGUGCAGGCGUCGCUGCAGCGCGCUGACAAGGAGAUCAAGACAGCCCUGAGAAAGCUGCUGGACUCGGCGUCACUGCUGGUGACUCUUCCCCCAGGCAUGAGAGCAGAUGGUGGCCUUGGCCUUGUCCCUCCUGGCUCUGCUCCCUCAGAGCCCCCAGGGGCAGCAGCCGGGCCCUCUGUGGUGGUUCAUGAAGCCAGCACCCAAACCCAGACUGCUGGAGGCCAUGCCAAAGCACAGAGGGAGGUUCCAGCUAAAGAACCAGGGGUGCCAAAGCCCAGCCCUGCUCCUUCCAGGGAAGAGGAGGCUGCUGGAGGGGAAAGCACUGGGGAACGCACUGUUCCCAUCGACAGAACAUCCCCAGAUGCAGGGGCAGGAGGCUGGUACAGGAGAGAAGGAGACGUGGUCUGGGACGUGCACAGUGAAGUUUACAUUGAGACCACAGAAAGAACUCGUGUGUAUAAGACUGAGGAGAAGACUCCAACAAGUCCUCCCUACAUGCAAGUGACAAUAGAGGAUGUGCAGGUGAACUCUGGGGAACGUGCCAAAUUCCAGGCAGUCAUUGAAGGAACCCCUCAGCCCACAGUUUUGUGGUUCAAGGGCACUUCACUGCUGACAGAGAGUGACAGAGUCCAUCAGGGGAAGGAAGGAACAACAUAUUUCUUAAUUGUGGACAAUGCUGCCCUGGAAGAUGGUGGUGUUUAUACCUGUGUUGCCAAAAAUGCAGGAGGGGAGGUUUUGUGCAAAGCAGAGCUCGUCGUACGUGAAGCUAAGAAAGACCAAGAAGGAAAGAAAGUGGCCACCAGGAGAAAGCUCCACUCCCAUUAUGAGGUUAAGCAGGAGAUUGGGAGGGGCUGCUUCAGCUUCGUGAAACGGGUGGUGCACAAAGGGAACAGGGUGUCCUGUGCUGCCAAAUUCAUCCCUCUGCGGAGCAAAACCAAGUCUAGAGCUCAUCAAGAGAGGGAUAUUCUUGCCUCUCUGUCCCACGACAGAAUCACCAGGCUCCUGGAUGAGUUUGAAACACGAAAAACACUGAUUUUGAUUCUGGAGUUAUGCUCCAAUGAAGAGCUCCUGGACCGUUUAUUCAAGAAGAGCGUGGUCACUGAAGCUGAGGUCAAACUGUACAUCAAGCAAAUUUUGGAAGGAAUCAAAUAUCUUCAUGACAACAACAUCCUUCAUUUGGACAUCAAGCCACUGAACAUCCUCAUGGUUUAUCCUGAGAGGGAAGACCUGAAGAUCUGUGACUUUGGGUUUGCCCAGAGGAUCACACCCGUGCAGCCCCAGUACAGCAAAUACGGCUCUCCAGAGUUUGUUGCCCCAGAAAUUGUUUCCCAGUCACCAGUGUCAAAAGCAACUGAUAUCUGGGCUGUCGGAGUCAUCACCUAUUUAAGCCUCACGUGCAAGUCUCCAUUUGCUGGGGAGAACGACAGGAAAACUCUCCUAAAUAUCCAGAACGGGGAAAUUUCAUGGACCAUUCCUGAUGUUGUUCACUUGAGUGAAGAUGCAAAGGACUUCAUGAAAGGGAUCCUGCAGCAGCAGCCCAAAUCCAGGCCAAGUGCUUUGGACUGUCUCUCCCACAAAUGGUUCAUGCACAACAUCCCUCUUGAAGCAGCUCAUUUCAUUAACACCAAACAGCUCAAAUUCAUUGUGGCUCGGAGCAAGUGGCAGCGCUCCCUGAUGUGCUACAAAUCCAUCCUGGUGAUGAGGUCCAUCCCAGAAAUCCUGGAAAGGACCCACGACAACAGCUCCCUGGCCAUCUCCCGACACCUCAUUGAGGAAAGCACUUCAUCCAGCACCAGUGGCUCCUCUUCAGACAACGAGAACUCGAAUUUCCCCAAAAAGAGGCACUUUGGCUCCACCCCUGAACUGCACUUGCCCGUAUUUGAUGCCCCGAGCCACCCCGAGCCUCUGAAACGUGCAAGUGAAUGGGAGCACUCCAAAAGCUCCAUCCCACCAGUAAAACCCAUGAGGAGGAAAUAUGCUUCAAUGAAAGCUGAGGUGGGGGAUAGAUCACCCACAGAAAGCAAAGAGCUCAUGGCAAGUGUCUUACAGGAGAAAGAGGAGAGGCUCCUUCCCAGCCUUCGGGGAGAGCCAUCCCAAAAAAGUGGUGCUGCUGAGCCUUCAUCCCUGAGGGCUUCCAUGGAAAGCACAUCACUUGUGCAUCAGAAAGAAAAACCAGACACACCUUUAUCUGAAAAGGACAGAGGUGGAGAGGCAGGGGACGGGGCAGAGAAGCCAUCUGCCUGUGUUCCCAGGCAGAGUGUCAUUAAAAGCACCUUCUACAGCCAAGCAACGGAGCUGCCGGCAAGGCCGCCUUCGUCACCAGGCAGGGAGUUCAGAAGGCACCUGGACAGAGCCAGGAGGACUUUCCGGAAGGCUGGGUACUCAAAGGUGCCCCUCAGUGGCCUCCGUGAACCUCUCCUUGAGCAGUUUGAACUGGAAGAAGAAGAAGAAGAAGGAGAUGAUCGCAAAGAAGGUCUGCUGGGAUCCUUGACCAAAUCCGCAUCGUUUGACACGGCCAGGAAGCCCCCACACCCUGCCAUCGCUGGUGGCAGCCGCAGCCGCUCCCUGGAUGACUACAGACUGAGAGCCUCCAGAUCCCUGAGGGAACAAGAGAUUUUGGAGGAGGACUGUGAUGUGUUAUCCCAGGAAAGCUGCCCUGAAGGCAGCGAUCACUGCGACGUUUCCGCAGGGCCUGGCAAGGGAUGUUCUGCGGGCACGGCAGAGCAAGGGGACACCAGGAGAGCCAGCAAGGAUUGCUCAGGAGAGAAACCCUCUCCCUCCACACACUGUGAGGGGAAUGGGUGCCCACCUGCUCUUAUACAACAGGUAGAGGGACUUCCAGUGUCACCUCACAGGAGUGAGAAUAGGAAGCGUUUACUGAAGAAGUCAAAAGCCACCGAGAUUGAGGAGGACGUUGAAUGUUUGGAGGGCAAAAGCCCCAUUCCAACUGCCCAGUGCUCAGAUGUAACAGCACCAUCAGCUCCAAAACACGAGAGCACAGACGGUAAAUCUGCCUCUGGCCGUGCCUCUGACUCUGCUUUUCAGGAGGGCAAAGAGUUCAUUUCAACCCUCACACAGUCACAAACCACCCCAAAGUCAUCCCCUCCAAGUGAGGGAGGUGUGUGUCUGCCUCAGGAAUCUGCUCCCACCUACACCCACCCAGAUCUAACAGGUGGAAGCUUGCUUGUCAAAAGGACAGCCCCAGCCUCACCUUGGAAAGACAAAAGGCAGAAACAUUCAGAUGAAAAGACUUCUGCUCGUGGCACUGCUGAACCUGAACUCAUGGAGCAUGAAAGCUCUGCUGCUCCAACAGAACAAACAGAAACUGAAUCACUUCCAGUAUGUAAAGACAAAAGUGAGGAAAUUCCUGGGAAAAGUGUUCCAGCAGCUACUGUCACGCUGGGCAGACAGCCAGGUACCCUCACAGCUGGUGAAGGUGCUCCUCAGAAGCUGAAGACCCAUAAAGAUGUGAGAUCUGCUGUCCUGGAAGAUGCAGAAGCAGCUGUUACAGGAAUCACUCCACCAUCAGGCCACAGUGAUGAAAGCCAAGCACACAAGAAGGCUCCUGUUCACUUAGACACAGCAGCAGCCAUCCUGAAGGGAGAGCAGCUCGCUGUUCCCAAAAUCCCACCACCAGGAUCAGUGCCAGCUCUGGUCUCUGAUGGAGCACAGCAGGCUCUCAGCAAGGAGAAACUUGCUGCUCUGAGGAGUAAAAGCUCAGCUGUCACAGGGGUUGUUUCCAGUUUGGCCCAUGAAGGAGCUGAACCCCAGAAGUUUCCUGAAGGCCAUGGCUCAGAGCCUGCUGGUCUGGAGAGCAGACACCCAGCCAGAGCUGAGUCCUCCCAAAGCACUGCCCUCCCUCAGGUCUGGGAGGGUGAAAACCAAGAACACACAGAGGUGUCAGUUCACAGGGAGAUGAGAUCUGUUGUGACAGCAAGUGGAAGCCAAGCAGCUGGACAAGCUGUGGCUGCUCCUCUCCCCAAGACUGGACAUGGGGUGCUUGAGCAGCACAGGGCUGGGAUUUCGGAUGGUCUGGAGAGUGGCAGUUCAGGUGCAUUAACUGCUUCACAACCAGAAAUUGCUCCAGCUUCAGCCUAUGAACUGAUAUAUGAGGAAUAUCCAGAGGGUUAUGGUGAGGGUGGAGGCACUGCCUUAGAAAGUGGAAGAUGUGAUGCUGGAAAAGCUGCCCCACCAGUGCUCCGCAGGGAUCAUCAUGGCCAGGAGCUGUCACACCACAGAUCUUCUUUUUACAGUGACGAGGAGUCUGCUGUGCUGGAGGGCUUGGUGGAUGAGAUGGUUUCCCUCUCUGAGGAGAUGAAUGUUUGGGCAGAGUCAGUUUCUGGAGAGAAGGGAAGCAAGAGGCACAUUUCUCCUCACAGAGAGAUGUCCUACAAAGGCAGCCAAGCACACAUGGAUACCUCCUUCCCUUCUGUCCAACAGGGUGGAAGAGGAGAAGUCGCUGAGCAGGAUGACCUUGCAGAACCCUGCCUUGCUGUAAGUGAGGAGCCAGGAGUCCUGGAAGAGCAGGGAGCACAGACAGUUCCUCAUGAAUGUGAGCACCUGGAGGACUUGGCAUUUGAGACCUCCCCUUCCAGCCCAGAGAGCCUUUCCUCCACAGAGAGCUUGGACACUGCAAGAAGACACAUCCACGUGCCAGUGAUCAAGGACACUGGCAAACACCCAGAAGUUUCUUUGGUGAAAAUCAAAGACCUGUCAGAUGAAACACCCAGUCAUGGCAGCGGGCCCCAAAAAUUUGACAUCUCAGAAGUGGAGCCAGCCUAUUUGAAUUUCUCGGAUUUAUAUGACAUUGUUUAUUUCCCAUUUGAGUUUCUGAGUUAUAAGAAGCCUUCACCAAAACCAGUUCCUAGACGGUUCAUGUUUCUUCGUGAAAGGGCAAGGUCCCCUCCUGCAGGACAUCUCCAUAAGGAUAAAAGACUGUGCAUCAGGGAACAGGAAGACAAGAACAGGAAGAACCGUUUGGAAAUAUCCGAGGAUUCAAAGGCAGCUAACUUAUUAGCCAUGGGGAAAGGGGCAGAGAGCCAUAAAGAAAUGUAUAGCUCGCAAAAGGACUCCAGUGGGAAGCAAAAAAGCUCCUUCCACAGCAAGCCUGGACUCUUUAAGCCAUAUGCAAGGUCUCAUUCAGUGGAGCAGUCAGUGGAGCAGAGUCUGAAGAAGAAAGUAAAAGCUUCUGUUGCCCACAUUUCAAGAAUCCUAAAAGGAAAGACAUCUCCUGAGCCAGAGGAAGCAGAGUUUGGUGAGCUGGGAAGUGAGGCAGCAGAAAAGGAGCUGUUAAUAGGGGCUGAAGGAUCUCUGAAGAGGAAAUCAGCACUCCCUUCAUUCAAGCUACCAAGCCUCAUCCCAAAGGAGAAAGCCCCGUCGUUCACUGAGGAGCUCACGGACCAGGCUGCGGCCGCCGGACAGUGCGUGACGCUCUCGUGCCGGACUGCAGCUCACUCCUCCCUGCACAUCAGCUGGUUCAGAGAUGGGACACCUGUCCAGGGCAGCAGCCGGAUCCUCAUCUCCUCCACGCUCAAACACUUCCAGCUGUUAACGAUUCUCUCUGUUAAUGCUGAGGAUUUUGGUAUUUACACCUGCGUGGCCACAAACUCUCUGGGCUCAGCAUCCACCUCUUGUGUCAUAAGAAAAGCAGAGGUUCCCCCCAGCCCUCCACCCCCUGACAUCGUGGAGGUCUACAAGGAUGGAGUACAGGUGGUUUGGAAACCUGUGGAAACCAACACCCCUGUCCACUACACUGUCCAGUGCAAGACUGAAGAUGGGGAGUGGACAACUCUUGCUUCUGACAUCACUGACUGCUGCUACUAUGCCAGAAAUCUCCCCCAGGGCUUCACCUACAGCUUCAGGACAGCCUGCAGCAGCAAGGCAGGGAUGGGCCCCUACAGCCAGCCCUCUGCCAAAGUGACAGUCACUGGCAAGGAUCAGAUGGAGCCUCGUGCUGCCACGCAGGAGUUCCCAUCAGCUGCCCCUGAAGAAGAGAGUGAAGUGAUCUCACCUCCUGAGCCCUUCCCAACCUACCAGACCUACGCCUUCCAAACUGAGAUCAAAAGGGGCCGAUUCAGCAUCGUCCGGCAGUGCCGGGAGAAGGUGAGCGGCAAGACUUUGGCCGCUAAAAUCAUCCCUUACUGGCAAGAGGACAAGCAGGCUGUGCUGCUGGAGUACCAGGUGCUGAGGAAGCUCCACCACACCAACAUAGCCCAGCUGAAGGGUGCCUACGUCAGCCCCCGGCACCUGGUGCUGAUCCAGGAGAUGUGUGUGGGGCCAGAGCUGCUCCACUCGCUGGCGUUACGGACAUCAUACUCAGAGGUGGAGGUCCGAGACUACCUGUGGCAGAUCCUUAGUGCCACCGAGUACCUCCAUGCCCACAACAUCCUGCACCUGGACCUCAGGUCUGAGAACAUGAUCAUCACUGAGCCCAACCUGCUGAAACUCCUGGAUUUUGGCAAUGCACAGUUCUACACACCAGACAAAUUUAUUACCAUGGACAAAUGCUCGGACUAUGUGGAGACCAUGGCUCCAGAACUGCUGACAGAGCAAGGAGCCCUUCCCCAGACUGAUAUUUGGUCUGUUGGAAUCACAGCCUUCAUCAUGUUGAGUGCCAACUACCCCAUCAGCUCGGAUGUACCCUGUGAGUUCCUGAGAACAGCCAGGAAGGGGAAGCUGAAGCUGGCGCGGUGCUACGCGGGUCUCUCUGGGGGAGCAGUGUCCUUCCUCCAGAGCACUCUGUGUGCAAACCCUUGGGGAAGGCCCUCAGCCUCCGAGUGCCUCCAGAGCCCCUGGCUACAGGAGACAGGUCUGGACAACAGGCAGCAGGCACUGGUCACCUUCCCCACCACCAAACUGAGGAAUUUCCUCAUGGAACGGGAAAAGAAGAGAGGCCUGCUGUGCUCCAAGUAUGGCCUCAUGAUUGCACAGUGACAUGGAUGUGGUGACAGAUGGGACUCUCCUCCCUGUGCCCUCCUGCACUGGGUGUUUUACCAAACCCUCCUGCCAAGCUGCUCUCUGCCCCACCCCAGUGUGUUUUGUCUGUGUGUCCUUCCUGCCACGGGCUGUUUCUGUGUAUGUGUGACUUGUGGGGGGAAGUGGGACACUGGACAGUGAAGGCAGCAAACCCAAUAAUGACCUUGUAACAUGCAGAUUUUGUACCACUAAGAGACUUUGCCACUUUGAAGCUGAGCUGCUCUUCCCUGGGGAGCAGGGACACAUCUACCUGGAGAUGUGGCAGCAGAGUCCCCGGCAAAGGCUGUGUUUUAAUUAUUUUUAAAAAUCCUGAAAUGUCACGUUCCUCCUUGACCUUGAAACCCUGCUUUCCUCUGCAAAGGAUGGUGUUGGCUGUGUCAUGGCUUUGUACUCAUAACUUCAGUGUUCCUUUGAGUUUCUCUGCAGUGAUUGAUGUAUCCCUCAAUUCCCCAUAUGAGCAGCAGUAAGAGGAGGCUUUCCCAGAGCUGUGUCUGGCUGUGUUUUGAGGAAGGUAAAAACAAGAAAACAGUUCCUAAUACAUUACAGUUCAAUACCAAAAGUGAGGCUGUUUAUCCAGGGAUGAUCCUUCCCAGCAAGUUUAAGCCAUAUUUUUCCAAACCUGAAAGAUGGAGCAUCAUGACUCGUUCUCUUGCUGAGCACGCAGAGCAGGAAUUGUGACUGAGAGGAGAGGAGCUUUCCCUGUGCUGUGGAGAGCAGGCACCAACUCAAUAGAUUGUAAAAUUUGGAAUGCUGAAGUAUGCUAGAGGAGAGAAACCCAAGGGCUUAGGGCCAGACUCUGUGCUCAGUUCUCUGGGAGGACAGUUACACAAGACAGACACUGCAAUGAGGGCUGCCCCCCAGCAAACCUUUCAGGACUCUGCAUCCUGUCCAAUUUAACUUCUCUCAGAAAUCCAGUCAGGUUUUUGUUGGCACAGGCUGGUUCUUUGCUCUUGCUGGUGCACUUUGGGAUGGAAAGGUCAGUGCCAGGGAAAAGCCUAUCUAAACAUAAAAAACAUAAUCAUAGAAUAACUCAUUUGGAGCUUUCAUGCUCUUCCAUAUAUGACUUUUCCCUUUUGCUUCUCACAAUUGCAUGCAUUUGAGCAUGUCUGAGCUCUUUUAUAGACUCAACACUGUUUGGUUAAGUAAACCAUUCUGAUGAGCAAAUAAACCAGGUUUUUCUGCUGAA
This is a messenger RNA of Haemorhous mexicanus (house finch), 25515 nucleotides long. RefSeq names its product obscurin, cytoskeletal calmodulin and titin-interacting RhoGEF (gene OBSCN). The transcript is spliced from 97 exons. Lineage: Eukaryota; Metazoa; Chordata; Aves; Passeriformes; Fringillidae. Gene Ontology annotation, molecular function: guanyl-nucleotide exchange factor activity; protein binding; ATP binding. Gene Ontology annotation, biological process: protein phosphorylation. The record is from RefSeq and is a predicted model, not a curated record. Bases 240 to 24287 code for a protein of 8015 amino acids.